Molecule: messenger RNA, 1033 nt
Organism: Hydra vulgaris (swiftwater hydra)
Lineage: Eukaryota; Metazoa; Cnidaria; Hydrozoa; Anthoathecata; Hydridae
Product: mitochondrial import inner membrane translocase subunit Tim23
Biological process (GO): protein import into mitochondrial matrix
Cellular component (GO): TIM23 mitochondrial import inner membrane translocase complex; mitochondrial inner membrane
Molecular function (GO): transmembrane protein transporter activity
Source: RefSeq, a predicted model, not a curated record
UAUUUAUAAACAUGGCUACGAGGUAGUUGUAUUGAAGAAUACAAAUUGUUUUUUUUUAUUUGUUUUUAGAUACUAAUUUUUUGUCUUUACCACAAAUAAAAAAUGUCUCAAGGAUAUAAAGAGCCAGAUUAUUCAGGAAUAAAUAAUAUAUCAGUUCACUCAUCUGGUUAUAAUGCAUUGUCGCCUUUAUUAAAUAUUGAUCCUUCUUUUUUAAUUCAGGAUAAUGGAGCAGAAUAUGUAUUUGCCGAAGAUUCUAAGAAAAGAAGAGGUUGGGGGGAGCGAAUGUUUUCAAGUGUUGGAUCAUUGUACAUGGCUGGAAUAUUUUCUGGCGGUGUUUGGGGUGUUAUGGAAGGUUUAAGAAAUCCUGAAGGCAAGACUUUCAAACUUCGUCUUAACAGUCUGUUAAAUGGAUGUACUCGAAGAGGUCCUUUUCUUGGAAAUAACUUGGCUGUUGUAGCGUUAAUGUAUGGGUGUAUUAAUGCUGCAAUUGAAACAGGCAGAGGUGUUGAAGAUGAGUACAAUUCUUAUGCGUCUGCUAUUACAGCUGGCGCUCUUUUUAAAAGCACAGCUGGACCUCGCGCUAUUCUUAUUGGUGCUGGUCUUGGUGGUUCUCUUGCUCUGGCAUAUUCUGCUUCCAAUAAACUUUGGAACAAUCGUGGUCAAACAUGGAGCUCAUCUCAACCAAGUUGGGCUUGAAACUUUAUACAACUUAUCUGUAAAUUUAAUAUGGUAACUAAAAUAAUCGUUUUCUGAAUGACCUGAUCUCAGUGUGCAGCUAAAUCUUUUAGACAAGAGAUUUUUGUCAUUCGUCCGCCGUGUCCGUAUUAUGCAACAUUGUCAAGUGUGUGUGUGUGUGUAUAUAUAUAUAUAUAUAUAUAUAUAUAUAUAUAUAUAUAUAUAUAUAUAUAUAUAUAUAUAUAUACGCGCACAUAUGACAGCGUAGACAGACAAUUUUCUAAAAUAUAUUGAGUACAGUUUUAUCAUUUAGCUCAAACCCUGUAUUUUUGUAAAAUGAUGAUAUCAAGUUCGUUAA